This is a messenger RNA of Mycotypha africana, 2100 nucleotides long. RefSeq lists its product as uncharacterized. Bases 197 to 1696 code for a protein of 499 amino acids. Gene Ontology annotation, molecular function: RNA binding. Gene Ontology annotation, biological process: mRNA cis splicing, via spliceosome. The record is from RefSeq and is a predicted model, not a curated record. Gene Ontology annotation, cellular component: precatalytic spliceosome. The transcript has 6 exons. NCBI's taxonomy places the organism in Eukaryota, Fungi, Mucoromycota, Mucoromycetes, Mucorales, Mycotyphaceae.
GAAGAAAGACAAAAACGGAAAAGCAAAUCGGCUUUUGUUAGCAGUUUUAUGCUUAAAGUUUGACAACCUUGAAUGUUUCAAUUUCUUCGCGCUACCCAAAUGCGGGACCGUCACAUUGGCAACACAGACGUUAGAGAGACCUGUGCAUUGAGAGGAAGGUCAAAUUUUAUUAUUUUCUUCCCUCUAUUGAAGGAUAAUGUCCUUUUCGCUAUAUGGAAAUCUCCCACCGGCAAAAACAGAAAAGGGGGCCGAUGACAAGAAAGAAACAACCUCUACAACUUCCAACGUAAGCAGUCUAUAUUCCUCUCUUCCACCGCCAGAUACAAGCUCCAUCACUCCUAGUGAUGCGACCAUUUCAAAAGAACAGCCAACAACAGCCAAUACGAGCGAGCAAAUGGCAUCUAGUACAACAACCACUACACCGACAGGUUGGUCAGCAGUGAAUAAAUUUAGACCAGUAUUACGAAGGCCAACUAUUCAGGCCAAGCCAAAGUUGAAUAAGCCUUUCAUCCCUGCUGGUGCAACAGUUGUAUAUGAAAAAACUGUUACAAAGGAAGAGAAAGAGUUGGAGCAGACAAAUAAGGCUGCUGCUGCUGAUAACAAUCAACAACAGCCGAUAGGACAAACAUCAGCAGCAGGAGCAGCAAAAGCUGACACUAUAGCGGACAAUAUCGAUCUAGGUGCUGUUCCUACGUUGAUAACCACUGCAGAUGACGUGAAUGGUUUUCGAGCUCUACAACAGCAAAAAAAGAAAAAAGGGAAGAAAGGCAAAGGUGGUCAACAGCAGCAGCAGCAGCAAGCUCCAGUAUUCAAUAUGUUAGAGGAUUAUGAUCCCAACAGACCGAACGACUACGAGCAAUACAAAGAAGAACGCAAACAGGCGAAAGAGAUGCAAAAGAGAAAACGAGAAUGGGAGAGAAGACAGCGCGAAGAGGAAGAGCAACAACGAGCUUUAGACUAUAGAACGCAGAGUCGCUCUUGGUCAAGAUCCAGAUCACGAUCCCGAUCGACGUCUAGAUCGAGAUCCGGAACACCGCCAUACCACCGUCGUUCGCAUUCGAGGUCAUAUUCAAGGUCAAGAUCGAGGUCUCGUUCAGGCUCUCGCUCGCCUUAUCAUCAUCGAUCACCGUCACCUCCCGCUGAUUCGAAUCCAUUAGUGUCAGCACCUGCGAAAAUUAAUGUGAAUGAAACUGCUGAAGAAGCCUAUAUGCGAAGAUUAAGAAUGAGCCAGCAACAAUCACAACCAGCAGCACCACCAUCACAAUUACCAUCUAUACCCACAGAACAAAGUAUAAGAGAGCCACAUCCAGCGCAUGAUAUUGCUCGAAAGCUGUUAGCCAAGCAUGGAUUUGCGGAAGAAGGGAAUAACAGCAAAGCUACUCGAGUCAUUUUACUCACAAAUAUGGUUGGUCCUGGAGAAGUGGAUGAUAUGUUACAAGAAGAAACAGCUGAUGAAUGCUCCAAAUAUGGUAAAGUGGAACGCUGCUUGAUUUUUGAGGUGCCUAAAGGGCAAAUACCAGAUGACCGUGCUGUUCGAAUCUUUGUUCAAUUUUCGGAUACUGAAGCGGCCCAGAGAGCGAUAAAUGAUUUAAAUGGAAGAUACUUCGGUGGACGAGUGGUCACUGCCACCUUUUUUGACGAUGAAAGAUUUAAUAGCUUGAAUUUAGCCCCUACAAAAGAAGAGUUAGGCCUUUGAUACACAAUAUUUGUCACAAAGUAAAUAGAGUUCGUAUUAUUACUAUAUCAGCAAUAACGUUAGUUCACAUGUCUGACUAUAUUGAGAGCUGGGGAGCGACUGCAGAGUUUCUGAAUGCCAAAGAGCAUAAAUAAAGACUUUCUAUUAUCUGCAAAAAGCAUAGCCAUUUCUUGUGCUUUUAAGCUCUACCAUUACUGCUUUUUUUUAUAUAAAGGUCAUAUCAAGCUCAAGAGCUCGUUUAUAGAACAUAGACCAUUGAGUAUCCGACUUAGGGAUGUAGUCCAACUUAAUUCUAGCGUAUGGCUGAUGUCCAUCCCAAAAAUAUCCCCUGAUGUAUUUCUACGAUGCAUAGACCAACUUUCACCGUUACGGCUAGGUAAUUUGAGCAUCUACUGAAAUACGCG